AUGAAGCGACCAAGCGAAGCCUUUGAGCUGGGCCAGUUUGGAUUGCUGCUGGGCUGCGACUUCAGUUUGGAGGACGAAUGUAUCGGCGUGGUGACCGCCCAUUACGCCUGCUUGAAAGUGUUGAAGCCUUUCAUACUGAAGGCCACCGACAUAUUGUGGCGAGAUGGGAAGCAGUGGAAGCCGAUUGGGGCGUUUCCCCCUCCAGAGUCCGACAUGGUGCUGCACCUGGCCUUGACUUCCGGCAACUCAUUUCGUCCCCUGAAGCAGCCCUUGUAUCAGAUGAUGGAGUGGCCAGCCAUGAAGAAUCUGCUAGUGUUCGACACCGACCGACAGCGCUCAGGCCAAGUCGUGAGGUUUGAGGCACUUGUAACGGCUUCCAUCGUGCUGGCCAGCAGAAGCGGCGGCGUCCACGGGGCUGGCUUGUCCUCCUUUUUAGGUGUAAUGCUGUAUGAAUUGGGCGUCGCAUCGGAGAUUGAAGCCACGCAGUCUUCGUUGGACGUCGAGGAUGCAUUGUUGAGCCAAGUUUUGGUUCCGUUCCUUUCGCCUCCGAACGCGGCGUGGCCCGACUGGUUUCUGAGUGACUGGGAAAAUACUUCCGCAGAGUUCGCGGAUUUAACGUUUACAGCCGACGCGAAAUCGGGGCGACUCGACUUUCGUGUUUCUUCCGGCGCCACUUCCUUCGAGUGUUCACGUUCCAUGAACCUGUCGGAACUUGAUCAAGUUAUGGAUCGAAUCCCCUCUGAGUCUUCAAUCCAUUUAAUUGUUACGAGUGCGGUGGAUGGGGUAUGGGAAACAUUGAAACCGGCCGCCGACAGCGACAGAGCGGCGGCGUGCACCCAAUUCUAUCAUAUUACUAACGGCUCAGGAGGGCAGCCUACCUGGACGCCAUACCCCGCAAUGACAACGACGUCCGAUUCUGAUGCCGGAGGGAAGAAGAAGACAGUUCUCGUGCUUGAGCUAGCACCUGGAGAGUGA
This is a messenger RNA of Phytophthora sojae, 975 nucleotides long. RefSeq lists its product as hypothetical. Bases 1 to 975 code for a protein of 324 amino acids. The record is from RefSeq and is a predicted model, not a curated record. The transcript has a single exon. NCBI's taxonomy places the organism in Eukaryota, Oomycota, Peronosporomycetes, Peronosporales, Peronosporaceae.